This is a messenger RNA of Arachis stenosperma, 759 nucleotides long. RefSeq lists its product as uncharacterized. The coding region runs from base 100 to 474 and encodes 124 amino acids. The transcript has 3 exons. Lineage: Eukaryota; Viridiplantae; Streptophyta; Magnoliopsida; Fabales; Fabaceae. The record is from RefSeq and is a predicted model, not a curated record.
CCCACUUCUAAACCGGGAGAAAUGGAGCAUUUCCAUUGCUGCGAGAGAACUGCGAAGAGGAGGAAAGCACAGCACUGAAUCAAGUGAAGAAGAAGAAAAAUGUUUGGGACGGCAGUGAGAUUCUUAGCUAAGAAAUCGAAGCCGAAGAUGGGACCUAUUGCGAUGAAGACACCGCCGGAGCAGAGGAACACCAUCACCGCCGUCCUCUACGAUAUCGUCAAGGAGCAUGGUCCAAUCACUGUUUCCAACACCUGGGAGCGUGUCAAGGAAGUAGGGUUGAAAGAUUUAACGAGCAAGAAUCACAUGAAGAUAAUGCUGAGAUGGAUGAGGGAGAGGCAGAAGCUUCGUCUUGUUUGUAACCAUGUUGGUGCACACAAGCAGUUCCUAUACACUACUUGGUUUACAGAUCCUGCUGCUGCUACUAAGCCAACACCAUCAACUCUUCCUUCAAAGCAAAAGCCCUCUCCAAGUUAGUCUUUCUUCUCUUCUUAGGAGGAAGAACAAUAGUGUAUGAAUGUUUCAACAUAAAGGUUGCAAGUUAUUGUAUUUUCUUUGCAAACAUUUUUGUUCAGAUCAUUGUAGGCUUUCUAGAGAUUUGAAACAAGUUCAAAGUGUUUCAUGAAUCAUGAGUGCUAUUGGUUUAUAUAGGUGCAUACAAAGUUAAUGGAAAGCUUAACUAGAGAAACAUACCUUAAGCAAGCACUAUUGUUUGCUUAAAUUUGAUGAGCAAAAUAACGGCUAAAAUUUGCAAAAUCAUGU